CCUUUAUCGGGCAAGUGACUGUCAACAGUCACUUAAAACGGCCAUCUUCUCGGCCUCCUCGUAUAUAUCCGUUAACUCCAAGCUGAUGUGUUCUGGGCGUCAGCCAAUCACAAAACACUCUUCUAUGUUGUGACUCAUGAAGCAGACGGAAUCCUUUGUUUUUAUUGGCUGGGCAGCAAGACAAACACGGCAGUGUGUGAUCGGCUUCGAGACGGGGUGCAUCUAACGUUGAGUGCUCUCCACUCAUCUCGUCUCUGCAUACUACAGAAUGUCGAUCAGCCUCACUUCAUUUUACGGUCAAAACCGCAAAGUCAUUGUACCAACCAACCCUGCUGGUAGUGAUGAUGACCAAGAGCUUGACCUAUCUGCUGAUGAUGACGCUGACCCUGACUUCGAGCCUGUGCUAUCCCAGGAUUCUUCCAGUGAAGAUGAACUCAGGCCUAGCCACCAGCUCAAGCGUCAGAAAGCUUCUUCUCAAACAAGGAACCUUGCAAUAGCUGAUGUGGAAGAUGACUCUGGAGAGGAUGGAAGCGAUCAAGAAAACACCACUUCAGCUUCAUCACCGUCAUGGGAAAAAAUGAUAUAUACCCACCUCCUCUUCCCGAGAAGCCAUACCCACAGCCUGAUCAUAUCUCUACCCCAUAUGAAUAUUUCCUGA
Messenger RNA from Eriocheir sinensis (Chinese mitten crab), 658 nucleotides. RefSeq lists its product as uncharacterized. The transcript has 3 exons. The coding region runs from base 269 to 658 and encodes 129 amino acids. The record is from RefSeq and is a predicted model, not a curated record. NCBI's taxonomy places the organism in Eukaryota, Metazoa, Arthropoda, Malacostraca, Decapoda, Varunidae.